GGACAGUGAAGAUGAGGAUGGUGCCAUCCUCUCAAAUUCUAAUCGCUUUAUAAGUAGAUGUUAAAUUUCUCUAUUUGUCAUUCAACCAACGUCCUUCAACGGGCUUAGAAAUGUGUAGUGCACUGAAAAUAUUGGUUUGUGUUGCCACAGUUUUAGCGCUGUCGGAGGCUUCAAGUGAAAGGCAAAAAAGAUCUGAUUAUGGCACUUUGAACGAGAGCCCUUGGCGCUCACCAACAAGCUACGGAUUCCGCCCAAAUAACAACUAUUACAACAUACCUACCACCAGAAUAACGAGAGUGUACAAUCCAUACCAGAACGGAAGGAACAACCAAAGAGCCCCUUUGACCAGAAACGUAGCUCAAGACCAGUCUGGAUGGGUCCCUAUCUCUCCAAACUCUAACCAACAAAAUGGUUAUAGGUAUGCACAACAAAGACCAAGAGAUUACUCAAGGGCCAACGCAUACAACACCAUUCGAUACAGUAGUCCAGUUGAUGUUGAAGGACUUUUGAAUGGAAGAACUGGGCAAAGACAACCAAACUAUUCAGUGCUUGCUACUAGAGGCAAUCAAGUAGAUCAACAGACUUUGAGGGCCAUCGAUGGAAAAGUGUUGAUUCAGUCGACUCAGGUUCCAGCACGAAACCAAAUCUAUAGAAACUUGAACCAAGGAUCAAGGUAUCAAGGUUACCAAAGACAACCAGUCGUUGCUCUCAACAACAGAGGAAUUGGUGCCCAAAACGGAAACAUCCAUUUGACUAGAGUAAACCCUCUACCAGUUGCUGUUGGAGGUCGUUUCCUGGGUCAGCAAGAAAACCAAGGAAGAAAUUUGAACCAACCAAUUGAUGGAAUUGACCAACAAACUUUAGAACACUUGAUUAGAUCAAAUGAACAACUUCCAGCAAUCGAAGGAAGAUUUUUGGGAGUCGUAGAACAGGAAAGGCCUGUAGAAGAACAGCGACUAACUAAUGAUGCUUCUAACCAGGAUAACCUUAGGGUUAUUAAUGCAGGACAUUUGCUCGCAGUCAACCAAAUCCCUGUAGUCCAAGGCCAAAUUCAAGGAGGAAAUGUACAAAGACCAUCUGGUUAUGCUGUACAAGAAAAUGCUGAACCUGAAAACCAAUUGAACCAACAAGAAUUAAGAUCUCAUCUGAUUGCUGCUAACCAAUUACGAUCUAACGAACAAGUAGGACUUCCAACUGCUGAACCUGCGAAUCAAUUGAACCAACAAGAAUUAAGAUCUCAUCUGAUUGCUGCUAAUCAAUUACGAUCUAACAUACAAGGAGGAAUUUCAACUGCUGAUAAUCAACAGCAAACAGUCGAAGACAUUUAUCAACCUGAUGAGGAGUUGAAGCAGAUUUUAAGAGUUGUAACCCCAACAAACUUGGUAAGACCUAGUGAGCCUCAGAAUGUACAACAAUAUUUGAGAAACAACGUUCAACAGAACAACCCUACAGUUGGUUAUGGGAUUGGAGUAGGUGCCCCAAUUACCGGUGAAUCUUCUGCUCAAAAUUUAGCUCUUGUUAACUCCAAACCUUUGUAUGGUGCUGACCAACUUUCUGCUGUACAGGGGCAAAUCCUUGGUAAUCCUGUAAGACAACAGUAUAUUCAAAACUAUUUAGGUUCUUUAGAUCAACGUAGGCCUCAGCUGUUGAAAGUGAUCAACGCCGAUUCUGAACAAGAAAUCCGUUCCAAUCAAUUACAAGCUGAUCAGUUAAGGUUGAUUGAUGAACUCAGGAAUAACCAAGGAUCUGAUGUAGGUGCUUCUAAUGUUGAAGGUGAUGCUUCCCAAGGUCAGCAACAAGGAGUUGAUGAUGGAUCAAACCAAAACGUUUACAGCUAUGCUGAAUUGACUGCUAGGAUCUGGAAAGUCAUCAAAUCUAACCCUGACAUGAUGGCCAAUCUUGAAAAUUUGAGGCAGCUUCUUUUGGACGACAGGAAUUCAAGGAACCAGCAAAUAAUGGAGCUUAGAGGGUUAUUGGAAGAAGCUCGUAAGUACGCAGCAAUCUACCGUAGGAAUCAAGCUGGUCAAACUUUGGAACAACAGAAAAGAAGCAGAUUUGUGAGCGAUCUUAUUGACACAAUGAAUAAAAACGAACAAACUGUUAACCAACGUAGACAGUUGCCUUAUGGAGUCAACAAUAGAGACACUCAGGGAAGAUUUAUCGUUCGUCCAGCUGAUGUUAACCCUCUGCUCAAGAAAUUCUUGCUACCAACAGCUGUAAGAAAUGAAACUCAGACAAUAACUACUUCUUCAGAUCGUCCUACACCUAUUAUUGUUAGACCAAGCAACAACGUACCUCUACCUCAGUUGGAAGUUGCUGAACCUUUCGGCUUUGAUCAGCUGGAACAUCAUUACGACUUGAGUCAAUGGAAGAAAAUUACUGAGUCACUUAGGGGAAACCCCUUUUUGGAACAGUAUAACAUUUUGGAACAUUUAGUUUAGUUAUUUCAUAGCAACUAAAAUGAAACUUUGUUAUGUUUUUUAUUUGCUGUGAUAUUGUUGGUUAUGUUAUGUUUUUUAUAUUGAAUUAUAUUGAUUCGUUUUCAUCUAAAA
Harmonia axyridis is the source of this 2552-nucleotide messenger RNA. RefSeq lists its product as uncharacterized. The coding region runs from base 111 to 2441 and encodes 776 amino acids. NCBI's taxonomy places the organism in Eukaryota, Metazoa, Arthropoda, Insecta, Coleoptera, Coccinellidae. The transcript has 2 exons. The record is from RefSeq and is a predicted model, not a curated record.